AUGGCGGCCGGUGUGCGGUCGUGUGCUUGCUGUCUGCAGUUUAAAUUCAGUCCUGAAGAAAUAGAACAGCGACACAAGAGCCAAGAAAUCGACAGACUUAUUGAAAAAGACAAGCAGACGUUCCGACGGCAAGUGAAGCUGCUGCUGUUAGGUGCUGGUGAAAGUGGGAAGUCAACUUUUCUUAAACAAAUGCGGAUCAUCCAUGGGGUAAAGUUCGAACCUGAACUUAUUAAAGAAUAUCAACAAGUGAUAUAUCUUAACAUUGUGAAAGGUAUGAAAGUUUUAGUUGAUGCGAGAGACAAAUUACAAAUUCCAUGGGAGAAGCCAGAAAACAGUGAAAGUGGAAAACACGUCUUGAGUUUCGAAAACAGCAUGAUUCUAGAUGCUAGAUUGUUUUUACAGUACGCAUCGUCCCUAAAUAACUUGUGGAAGGACGCUGGAAUAAGGCAUGCCUACGAUAGAAGAAGCGAAUUCCAGCUUAGCGAUUCUGUUCAGUACUUCUUUGAUAAUUUGGAGAGGAUAGCAAGAAUGGAUUAUGUACCCACACAUCAAGACAUCUUGCAUUGUCGUAAAGCAACCAAAGGAAUCUCAGAGUUUGUAGUUCUGAUCAAUAACAUUCCAUUCCAAUUUGUUGAUGUUGGGGGCCAGCGAUCUCAGAGACAAAAAUGGUUUCAGUGUUUUGACUGUGUCACAUCAAUACUCUUUCUAGUAUCAUCAUCAGAAUUUGACCAAGUUCUGUUGGAAGAUAGGAAAACAAAUAGGUUGGAAGAAUCUCGAAAUAUUUUUGAUACUAUUGUUAACAAUGUUGUAUUUCGUGGUGUCUCAAUCAUUUUAUUCAUGAAUAAAACAGAUUUGUUAAUUGAAAAACUGAAGUCUAGAAAAACGGACAUUAGAAAACAUUUUCCACAGUAUGUAGGAGACCCACAUAAUUUGGUUAGUGUACAGACAUUUAUUCUAAACAUGUUUUCUAAUGUGAAACGUGAUCCAAGGAAGCCACUUUUUCAUCAUUUUACAACAGCUGUUGACACUGAAAACAUCAAGGUUGUGUUUAAUGCCGUAAAGGAUACAAUCCUACAUAGAAAUUUGGAAUCUCUUAUGCUCCACUGAAACUUAGUUUUUAUCAGGGAGCACAAUAUGAGUUUCUGCACUGUAUAUUCAUUAUGGGACUACUUUAUAUUGUAUAUUGAAGCAUUAAAAAUGUUCAUAUUUUUUUGAUGUUGGAAAGAAACAGUGUAAGCAAGUGUUGUUACACACAUUAAGAACGAAGUGCCUUACUAAGUGCUGUCAUAAAAGAACAUUUCUGUACUGACUUUUUGUAGAAGGUUUUCAUAACAUGUUUUGUAAUAUUUUUAAGCUUACAACAUACUAUUUUUGAGAAUCUCCUUACUGGAGUAUGUAAGAAUCUUCGUUUAGCUCAUGAAUAACUUAUUUUGUGAGCUUAACGAUAACUUUCAAAGACCAAAGCUUAAGCCAAAAAUUGUAAACAUUAAAUGGCUAGUGUAAAUUAUCAGAACUAACAUCUGUAUCGAUAACCAGUUCUGUUGUGAUGCCUUUUAAUAUGACUACUUGACAGGAAAUAGCAUUUAACUUAUUUACAAAAUGGUCUUAAUUAGUGCCUUUAGAGACUGUGAACCUGUUCACAUGUACUCAUGAGAUGCCUUACUUUUCAGCACUAGAAUUAAAUGUAACCAUUAUAAUGUAGAUUGUCAACUCUUUGUCAGUUGUGUCAAUUAAAUUUUAUUAUUUUUGUAUUAUUAAGUGUGUUUUAUGGAGAUCAGCUCAAAGAAAUGUGUUCAAAGAUCUGGUUUCUAACAGAUAAUACUGAUUUUUAUCUGAGCUAGUGUUCAAGUAGUUUUACUCGUCUAUGCUAAAUUAGAAUUCAGAAAUACAUACUAAAUUAAAAGAAUUGAACUAAAUGGCUGAAUUUAUUCCACAUUUGAAACUUAAUAUUGAAAUUGUUUUUGUUUUGCUCAGUUAAACUGUAUCCUAAAAAAAUGAAUUUUAAUACUGUAUCUCAGGAUAGUAAUUUGCUACUUGAAAUGUCUUGUUUCUAAAUUUUACAAUUGUUGGCAUUUAUUUUCUAGUUUCAUACAAUCUAUUUUUGAUAGCAGGUGGUUUAAAUGCCACCUCUUGUCAUUUUUAUGACUAAUUAUUAUUAUUAUUAUUAUUAUUAUUAUUAUUAUUUGUAAGAUAUUUUUGUAGAUAGUUCCUGAAUGUAACAGUAGUUGUACUGCGGUACCAAAAUGUUUUACACCAUAGUGAAAGGGAAAACUGUGAAAAUUGAGAAGUAAAGAUCAAGAAGGUAGAUAAGCAUUGUUAGGAAAUCUGAAAGUAAUGUCUAGUAUAGGAUUGAAGCAAAUGAAAAACUAACAAGCAUUCAUCUUUAUUCAGUGUGCAUUUAAUUCCUCUGAUAGUUUGUUUCAGACUAGGAAGCCAGCUGGACUAUCCUUGUUUUAGUAAGUUAUCAGAUCCCCCUGGUCACUUUCAAGAAAAAUUACAGCUCACCAAAAGCUUAUAAUUCAAAUCAAUUAAAAAAUUUUUCCUUCCACAUUCAUCAUAAACCAUCCCUGGAAUAGACUGAAUUGACAUUGAGGAAAACAUUCCAUGUUCAAUGCAUUUACUUGGACAUUCCAUAAUGAAUGUGUAAGAAAUAUUUUCCACUUUGUUGGGGUGGUAACUUUUACACAUUGUUGUAAUUUCUGACUGGAGCAAAUGUAUAAACAGAUUAGUUUAUUUGCACAACACUGAAUAAACAAUUUAAGCCUCAAGAAAUUUAAAUAAUGACAAUUCAGAUUAGUAAAUAUACCUAAUUGUGCAUCCCUGUCGUGGUGCUAAAUGGUGCCUUAAAUGAGUGGCAGAUAAAAGCAGGUGACUGAGUUUUUCACCUGUUCAAUUCAUAGAACACUCGAAAUUGUCAUCUCGUCCACGAUAGACAUAUGCCCAAUUUUGAAGUAUGUCACAUCUGAGCCCAUUGUGAUGUCAGACAUUUAUGGUAAGCUGCUUGUUUGGCAAUAAUGAAACACCAUUUUCACAGUACAUAUAACAUGCCAUUGGUAAUUAUGUACCCAAGUAAGAGACUAAUUAAUCUUUGAAAUUUAUAGUAGAAUGCUGACAUUGUUUCAUUAUAAUUGAUUUUCAAUUUUUUUGAAUUUGAUGUACAUUUCAUCAGAUGACUUAGUCAAGGUCAGUACAUACCAAUUAAUAAUGUAGGUACUUUUGGUAAUGCUGCUUAAACAUUUCAUUACCAUAUGUCACUUUCUUGAGAGCAUCAAUUAUGAUAUGUAGUAUUUUUUGAUCCAUUCUCAAAUCAUUGAAUACUUCUCAUUUGCAUUUGUUAAAAUAAUUUAUACAUUUGAUAUUCAGGUUUAAGUGACUUACCCAUGUUUUAAAUGAAGUUGUUAAUUCUCAGAUUCCAAGAGAUGCUGUUUGUGUAUAGGGGAGGGGCUUUGUGAAUGGGUCUAAUGUAGUGUUCUAGAAAUGGAAAUACAUGUACUGAGAUAUAAGUAAUUAAACUUAUUGUUAUAUUUUUUUGUUGUUGUAUUGUCUUUAUGUUCCACUAUGCAUAUUUUUCUUCUGAGACAGUUACAAAUAUUGUAUUCUAAAACCAUUCAUAAUGUCAUCGUAAUGAAGGAUAACAUAAUUUUGUAAUGACUGUAUCGCAGUUAAAAAUAAAUGUUGUUGAUUACUUAUCUACAUAGCUAUUUAUAGGGUUUCAGGUGCUUUAUAAUUUGGAACCAGAAAGUUAAGGACAGAGACCCAUUAAUUCCAAUGCACAAUUGUUUACAAAUGAUGUCUUCCUGUGUUAAAAGUAUUAUUGCUGAAAAUGUAGACAAUGGCAGCAUGCAUAAAAAUUUACUAAUAAUUAUGUCUUCUACUUGCCGGUGUAUCUUUCUGAUCAGACAUAUACCAUUCAUCCAGAAUUCAAAAUUUACAAGGGAUAAUUUUUUUUGUCAAUCAGUGUAUUGAUGGAGCACAUAUAAAGCCCUUCAUCUUGUGUUAGGAUUUUUUAAUCAUUGUACAAUAAUUGUGAAAAUACAGUACAUUACUGCCAUAAAUGAAGAUUUAUGACCAAUAAUUUUGGAGAAUAUGUAUUAUUCACAUGGUUGUUACGUUUCAGUAUAUUUUCAUUCAAAUUUCUGAAUGUGCUGUAUCAGUUUGUGUCCAUUUGUGAUGCACAUGGGUCUUAAGUGGAAUGUUGCAUUCAUAAAGUAAUAUAACAUGCUGUUGAAAUCUGAUGCAUUCUUACACUUCACAAAUAAUAAGACUGAAUUUAGGUAUAAAGUUAAUAUUAAGCUACCAUUGUGUAUGUAAAGUUUUAACUUUCUAAUGUCAGUUAUGUGUAAGACACUGCUACUGUAGUGGUGGUAUUACAGUUAAAUGUAAGAAUUUAAGAGAUAUUUUAAAAUAAUCGUGUUAAUGAUAGAAUUAGUACUGACUGCCUUAUAAUUAAUAUCAGGACUACCACAGUGUUUCUACACUUAAAUUUCAAGAACAGUUUAACUUUGUUCAUUGAGUUGGUGUCAGUAUCUAUGUGUCCUGGACAAAAGAAUUGUUACAUAGUAUGUGCAUUGUUUCUGUUAUUAUCUUUAGGGUUGGUUGUUUUCAUCCGACUAAAAGCAUCCAAUUUACACAAAUUACAUAAAUAAUGUGUGUUUCUUUGUGUGACUCAGCAAUAUACAUAAACUAUUAAUCCUUGCCUGUGCAUUCUGUUUACACAUUGUCUGUGUAAGUGUGUUUUCUGAAGUGAGUUCGUUGACAGAGUAAGCUUGAAAGUGCGUUCAAUUAAUUUGCCUUACAGUGCUAACCUCUUAAUUCAUGAAUUCAUUAUUUUUUCCCCUGCCCUUCUUUGUGUGUGUGUGUGUGUGUGUGUGUGUGUGUGUGUGUGUGUGUGUGUGUGUGUUCACAUUUGUCCAAAAAGAGUUUGCCUCAAAUAUAAAUGCUCAAUGCACUGAAAGCUUCCCUCACUUUCUGUGCAUGUUAUAGAUUCAUGUGUACAGUGUAAGAAUUGUACAUAUAACUUUCCACUAAAUAUGGUAUUUAUGUGUAAAUAGUGUAAAAAUUAUGUAAAUUACAUUUUCAUUUAUUAUUGAUCAUUCAUUUAGGUUGACAAUUGCAUUAUGCCUGAAAACAUGUAAGCUUUGGGAUGUUAAGGCUCAGGCUGAAAUUUAGGAAGGAAUUGAAAUGCCUUCAUUUGAAAUGUAUAAAUCUGGGAGCACAUAAAGCAGAGAAUUUUGUGU
Molecule: messenger RNA, 5237 nt
Organism: Schistocerca cancellata (South American locust)
Lineage: Eukaryota; Metazoa; Arthropoda; Insecta; Orthoptera; Acrididae
Gene: cta
Product: guanine nucleotide-binding protein subunit alpha homolog
Exons: 4
Coding region: 1-1107 (368 amino acids)
Biological process (GO): adenylate cyclase-modulating G protein-coupled receptor signaling pathway; Rho protein signal transduction
Cellular component (GO): heterotrimeric G-protein complex; brush border membrane
Molecular function (GO): guanyl nucleotide binding; G-protein beta/gamma-subunit complex binding; GTPase activity
Source: RefSeq, a predicted model, not a curated record